AGAUCUGCAGCAGGAAAUCUAGCUACAAGCGGAAGUGAUACACAAAACAAAUGAUACACUUCCGGUUUAACUCGCGCGCGGUAUUUGAGCGAGUAAUUUCUGCUUUCUGACAGCGGACCGUCGGUAGUUUCUUGGGUACCACAACUUUGGUUGAGGGAUGGACGGCGACAGAAUGGAGGUGGGAAACCAGAAACAAAACAUCAACGUGGAGGUCCAUGUUAAAUCUCACAGCACAGCUAAACUGUCCGAAGUGAGGAUCCACAUACUGGCUCUUCUGAAUCGCCACAGCAUGGUUUUUGGAAACUACAGAUGGACAGAGUUUGAUGAGGACUACCUGCAGAAACAUGUGGAGUCUGUGGCUAUAGUUGAUGUUGAGGAAAUGGUUACACAGCCCCUUGAUUUGAAUAGCUGCUCUAUCUCCACUCACAUCUUCACUCUGAAUGAGGAUGGACCCAGCACGCUCAGUUUGGAGGAGGAUGAGGAGCUUUCAGCAGCCAAUCACUGGUUGCUGCCAGCAGCUGAAUUCCAUGGGAUAUGGGAGAGUCUGGUAUACGAGAGCGGAGUAAAAACCCAGCUCCUGGAUUAUGUCACAACAACAAUUUACUUCUCUGACAAAAGUGUCAACAGCAACCUGAUUUCGUGGAACCGUGUAGUGCUGCUUCACGGACCCCCGGGCACAGGGAAAACAUCGCUCUGCAAAGCUCUCGCCCAGAAGCUGUCUAUCAGACUGUCAAGUCGGUAUUCCUAUGGGCAAUUUGUGGAGAUAAACAGCCACAGUUUGUUCUCGAAGUGGUUCUCAGAGAGCGGUAAGCUGGUCACAAAGAUGUUUCAAAAGAUCCAACAGCUGAUUGACGACAAAGAUGCUCUUGUGUUUGUUCUGAUUGAUGAGGUGGAGAGUCUGACAGCAGCGAGGAGUGCCUGCCAGGCGGGAACAGAGCCCUCUGACGCCAUUAGAGUGGUCAACGCCGUUCUCACUCAACUGGACCAGAUCAAACGACAUUCCAACGUGGUGAUUCUGACGACCUCUAAUGUAACGGACAAGAUAGACUUGGCGUUUGUGGACAGAGCUGACAUCAAGCAGUACAUCGGACCUCCGUCAGAGAAGGGCAUCUACAACAUCUACCUCUCCUGCCUGGAGGAGCUGAUGAAGUGCCAGAUCAUCUACCCCCGGCAGCAGCUGUUUACCAUGUUUGAGCUGGAGACGAUGCGCUUCGCCAAGAGUGAGGUGUCCGAGCACAGUCUGCAACUGAGGAGCAUUGCUCAAAAAAGCAAAGGUUUGAGUGGAAGAGCACUCAGGAAGUUACCAUUUCUAGCCCACGCGCUGUUUGUAAAGACACCAACAGUAACCCUUGAGAGGUUUAUGGAGGCUAUGCACCAAACAGUGGAGAAACAGAGGGAGGAAAAGGCUAAUCUGGUGAAUGGUAUCUGAACUUUUACAAUGCCCAAAGGCAGACACACGGCUGUUCAUGAGCUCUCCCAAGGCUUGUUUGUUUGUAGUUUGGAAAACUACGACCUUUACAUAUUUUUAUAAAGCUUAUUCAAUUAAUUUGGCAGAAAUGUGUUAAAUAUAUUGGUAAGUUAUAUCGUUGUAACAUAAAUGUUUGUUCAGGUUAUUCUGUUGGUGCUGCUGCCUCAAAAGACCAAGAUGCUAUGAGUAUUUGUGGUCUGGUUUAAGAUGAACUACCAAAUGCUUUGUGUUUUCUGCUGUAACAUUUAGCUUUAAACUUAACAGUGCCACCUUUUCUUUGACGGUUCCUUUGUUUAAGGGAUAGUUCGCAUCUGUUUCGGCAUAAGUUACCUUUUGCAAAACACAUUAGCUCAUUCCAUGGACUGUUUUGAAGAUAUCUCAUUGAGAUGUGGAAAUGUUUUAAACUCCCCUUUUCUGCUGUUCAUUUACAAGAUGCUAUCCAACUCCAUCCACAGGAUCUGUAGAAAAUGUUCACGCAAGAUACCGACUUAUGUUGAGAAAUGUGAACUUUCCCUUAAACAUGACAUUUACACUGUCCAUGUGUUUUUAAAAGGGAUGUUCCUCAUAGACCAUCACAUCACAGUUAUAUAUUUAUGUUAACAAGAAAUCCUCUUUAAACUCUCUGGAUUAAUGUGUUCAUUACGACUUUAUUUUGUAUAUAACUUUGUAAUAAACAAUGUAUUUUA
Molecule: messenger RNA, 2154 nt
Organism: Eleginops maclovinus (Patagonian blennie)
Lineage: Eukaryota; Metazoa; Chordata; Actinopteri; Perciformes; Eleginopidae
Gene: trip13
Product: thyroid hormone receptor interactor 13
Exons: 14
Coding region: 158-1429 (423 amino acids)
Biological process (GO): meiotic recombination checkpoint signaling; reciprocal meiotic recombination
Cellular component (GO): nucleus; chromosome
Molecular function (GO): ATP binding; ATP hydrolysis activity
Source: RefSeq, a predicted model, not a curated record